AUGCCUAAUAGUCCAAUCUUUUUCACUCUUCUCCUCUCUCUUUUCCUCUCGGCUUCCGCCCAGCAAGACGAAUUUGUCUACAUAGGCUUCUCCGGCGAUGCAGAUGGCGGCGGAAGCAACAUGAGCUUGAACGAUGUGGCGGAGAUCGAGAACAGCGGGAUCCUGCGGCUGACGAACGAGACGAGCCGGCUGAUCGGCCACGCCUUCUACCCUGCGGCCCUCCGGUUCCGGAACGCCACCACUGGCGUAGCCUUUUCCUUCUCCACCACCUUCGCGUUCGCCAUCGUGCCCGAGUACCCCAAGAUCGGUGGCCAUGGCCUCGCCUUCACCAUUGCGCCGACCAAAGAGCUCCCGGGGGCCCUGCCCAGCCAGUAUCUCGGCCUCAUGAAUGCCUCCGACGUCGGAAACGCCACCAACCACGUAUUCGCCGUGGAGUUCGACACCGUCCAGGACUUCGAGUUCGACGACGUCAACGAUAACCACGUCGGCGUCGACGUUAACAGCUUGGUCUCUUACCCGACAGCUUCCGCCGCUUAUUAUGGCAACGAUGGCGUCAAGAUCUCUCUUGAUUUCUUUGAUUUGGGCACAAUCCAGGCUUGGGUAGACUACGACGGAGCCGAGAAGGUCCUCGACGUCACCCUUUCCCAUUUCUCCACGAAGCCGAGUACUCCGCUGCUAUCGUUUCAGGUGGAUUUGUCCCAAGUCCUCGUCGACGACAUGUUCGUGGGCUUCUCGGCGUCAACUGGACUGCUCGCGAGCACCCAUUACUCCUUCGGAUGGAGUUUUAAGAUGAAGGGCGCCUGUCGAUCCCUCGAACUCUCCUCCCUGCCGUCGCUGCCUCAACCGAAGAAGAAAAAUGUCACCUUGACUGUCGCUAUCUCUGUCACGACCUUUGUUCUACUGAUCGCUGCCGCCGCCGCCACAGCCUACCUCUUCUACUGGAUCAAGAAUGCCGAUGUGAUCGAGGCGUGGGAGCUCAACUGCGGCCCGCAUCGCUUCUCCUACGAGGAGCUGAAGCGAGCCACCGAGGGGUUUCGAGACCAACAGCUCCUGGGCUUCGGCGGGUUCGGAAAGGUCUACAAGGGGACCCUUCCGGGCUCGCGGGUGGAGGUGGCGGUGAAGCGAGUGUCCCACGAGUCAAGGCAGGGGAUCCGCGAGUUCUUGGCGGAGAUAGCCAGCGUGGGGCGGCUCCGCCACCGGAACCUGGUCCAGCUCCGGGGCUGGUGCCGCCGCCGCGGAGACCUGUUCUUGGUGUACGAUUACAUGCCCAACGGCAGCCUCGACAAGUUCCUGUUUCGCGACGACUCUCUCGGCCAGCGGCCAAGGCCGGUCCUUUCGUGGCCACAGCGCAUCAGGAUCCUCCGCGGCGUCGCCUCCGCGCUCCUCUACCUUCACGAGGAGUGGGAGCACGUCGUGAUCCACCGAGACGUCAAGGCCAGCAACGUCCUCCUCGACGCCGAGUUCAACCCCCGCCUUGGCGACUUCGGGCUGGCCAAGCUCCACGACCACCGCGCUAACCCCAGCACCACCCGCGCGGUGGGCACCCUGGGCUACCUCGCGCCCGAGCUCACCCGCACCGGCAAAGCCACCACCAGCUCCGACGUGUACGCAUUCGGCGCCCUGGUGCUUGAGGUGGUGUGCGGGCGGCGGCCUGUCGAGCCGAAGGCGUUGCCGGAGGAGCUGGUGCUGGUGUGUUGGGCUGAUGGCUCAUAUUCAGCCCAUGUGGGCUUUAUCAGCCCACAGCCCACACCCCCUCUUAACCUAACCCUAAUUAAGAUUAUGGGGGUGUGAUGGCUACGUUUUAGAGAUAAAUUAUGGCUAUAAAAAGACAGCAACGAGGCAGAUCUUUGGAGCCACGAGAUUCCAAAGAGAAGAAGGAGAACAAGGCAGAAAAGGAAGAGAAAAAAAGGGAAGAAGACAAGGACAACGCAGAGAGACUAUUCUCAAUCAUCUAGCACUGUUCUCAUCUCAGGAUCAAAUCUACAGUAGGCUCUUGCUGUGAUUACUUGGGAGGUUUUAGAUAUU
Messenger RNA from Musa acuminata AAA Group (dessert banana), 2025 nucleotides. RefSeq names its product L-type lectin-domain containing receptor kinase S.4-like. The transcript has 2 exons. Lineage: Eukaryota; Viridiplantae; Streptophyta; Magnoliopsida; Zingiberales; Musaceae. Gene Ontology annotation, molecular function: protein kinase activity; ATP binding; carbohydrate binding. The record is from RefSeq and is a predicted model, not a curated record. Gene Ontology annotation, biological process: protein phosphorylation. The coding region runs from base 1 to 1791 and encodes 596 amino acids. Gene Ontology annotation, cellular component: plasma membrane.